Molecule: messenger RNA, 1754 nt
Organism: Mauremys mutica (yellowpond turtle)
Lineage: Eukaryota; Metazoa; Chordata; Testudines; Geoemydidae
Gene: HDAC8
Product: histone deacetylase 8
Exons: 12
Coding region: 41-1231 (396 amino acids)
Molecular function (GO): histone deacetylase activity
Source: RefSeq, a predicted model, not a curated record
UCUGCACAGGCCGGAGGGCGCGGAGCCGGCUCGGGAACCGAUGGAAGCGGCCUCGUCGCUGCCCCCGGUCUAUGUCUGCAGCCCGGAGUACCUGGCGCUGUGCGACUCGCUCUGCAAAGUGCCUAAACGGGCCAGUAUGGUGCAUUCUUUGAUCAAAGCAUAUUCCUUACUUGACCACAUGAGGAUAGUCAAGCCCAAAGUGGCUUCCAUGGAGGAGAUGGCAAGCUUUCACACUGAUGCCUAUCUGCAGCACCUCCAGAAGGUCAGCGAGGAGGGGGACGAUGACCACCCAGAGUCCGUGGAGUAUGGACUGGGUUAUGACUGUCCAGCCACUGAAGGUAUCUUUGACUAUGCAGCAGCUGUAGGAGGGGCCAGCAUCACAGCAGCCCAGUGUCUGAUGGACGGCAAGUGCAAGGUAGCGAUUAACUGGCCUGGAGGGUGGCAUCAUGCAAAGAAAGAUGAAGCUUCUGGCUUUUGCUACCUAAACGACGCCGUCCUGGGCAUCCUGUGGCUGCGUCGGAAAUUCGACCGCAUCCUUUAUAUUGACUUGGACUUGCAUCAUGGGGAUGGUGUGGAAGAUGCCUUUAGUUUCACCUCCAAAGUCAUGACUGUGUCUCUGCAUAAGUUUUCACCAGGAUUUUUCCCAGGAACAGGAGAUGUGUCUGAUGUUGGCCUGGGGAAGGGGCGAUAUUACAGUGUCAACGUACCUAUCCAGGAUGGCAUUCAGGAUGAGAAAUAUUACCAGAUCUGCGAGACUGUGUUGAAGGAGGUGUACAUGGCAUUCAACCCAGAAGCGGUAGUCCUGCAGCUGGGAGCAGAUACGAUAGCCGGGGACCCCAUGUGUUCAUUUAACAUGACUCCAGUGGGGAUUGGCAAGUGUCUGAAGUAUGUUCUCCAGUGGCAGCUGGCUACUCUCAUCCUGGGAGGAGGAGGCUACAACCUUGCCAACACAGCCCGCUGCUGGACAUACUUGACCGGGGUCAUCCUGGGGAGAACGCUACCCUCCGAGAUCCCAGAUCACGAGGAUGUUUCCUGCUGGGUUCAGACACAGAAAGAUUCACUCUUCUCGUCUGCUGGAGAAAUGAAGGAGUGUGUGGGUGGCCAGGAGUUUGCUAGUUUUUCACAAAGUAUGGUCCUGAUUACGUGCUGGAGAUCACACCGAGCUGCAGGCCAGACCGCAACGAGCCACACAAAGUCCAAGAAAUCCUCAGCAUCAUCAAAGGGAAUCUGAAGCAUGUGGUUUAGCUGAAAAGGAAAGCUCAUGUUUCCACAACAGUGGAGCGUUUCCUGUGCCAAAGACAGUGUGUUUAUGUGAGCAGCUUGCGGACUUCAUGGCUGCAGGGGAAAUUUGGAAGAAAUUAUUUUUUUUUUGACGUUUCCAAGCAGCAGUGAGUGGCCCCAGUGCUGGGGGGUAGGGGAGCUCCCAACUUCCACCCCCUUGUUCCAACAGAUUCCGGCUUAUUUUUUACAAAACUGCUUUUAUUCUUGCAGAUGAUUUUUCUAAUUAUUUUUUUUAAGGGAGGUGGUGGGUGAGGGCCGCUCUGAGCCACAGACUCUCCACAGUCUGGCACCUGUGCCACUUGUACUGGGCCGCCCUCCUGGUGGGACCACAGGCUGUAGGUGUAGACGCUGUGACAUGAACUCCAGAGGGGAUACAUUGAGCGAUAGGCACAGGGCCUGUAAUCCUGGCUGCAGCCUUAUCUGGGGAGGGAGCCACAAACGUGUUUUUAAACAAAUAAAAGAAUUGAAAUAUU